CCAAAAAUUGUGACACGGGUGUUUGUGUAGUGUUUUAUUUGGGAAUAUAUUAUUUAAUACGUCAUUUUCGAGCCUGUGUUAUGGAGAAUAAAAGUAGACUGCUGUCGUCCAGAGGGGCCCGUAUUGCUGGGUAUGAAGGUAUCCUGGGUAAAGGUUUUGACAUGUACGUGAGAGAUCCUUACGAGCAAGACACAAAUCCCCAGGGAAUCUUAAACUUGGGAACCAGUGAAAACAAGCUGUGCUAUGAUAUUAUACAUGAACGACUGACAAGACCUGGUAUGAAUUCUCUGGAUCCUCACCUGUUGCAGUACUCGAAUGUACAGGGCCUAGAAAGUUUCAGAGAAGAAAUUGCCAAAUUUCUCACAGAAUAUGCCAGAGCCCAAAAUCCACUGGACCCGGAGAACGUUGUGGUCAUGAAUGGAUGCUGCUCUGUUAUUGCUUCACUCACUGCUGUUUUGUGUGAUUCAGAAGAUGCUUACCUAAUCCCAACACCCUAUUACGGGAGUGUGUAUCCAGAUUCAUGGCUCUACGGAAAAGUAAGACCAGUGCAUGUCCAGCUGGACAGCAAGAUGUCUGAUGGGGAAACUCAUCCCUUUAUGUUGACAGUUAAAAAACUAGAAGAUACCAUGACAGAGGCCACAAAGCAGGGCAUCAGAGUCAGAGCUUUAAUCCUGAUCAACCCUCACAAUCCAUUAGGGGACAUUUACCCUGCACACUUACUGAAAGAAUGUCUAAUCUUUGCACACAGAUAUGGACUGCAUGUAAUCAUUGAUGAAAUUUACAUGCUAUCAGUGUAUGACGGCACCUUCACCAGUGUUCACAGUUUAGACAGAUUGCCUGACCCAGAAAGAACACACGUUAUAUGGGGAUUUAGUAAAGAUUUUGCCAUGUGUGGAGUUCGAGUCGGAACUGUGUACACCCAGAGCAAAGAAGUGCGAAAAGCACUUAAUCAGCUGGCCUGUUUCCAUGGUUGCGCUGGCCCAGUGCAGCAGCUUCUUAGUCGUCUGAUUUGGGACCAAGAGUGGAUAAACAAUACAUUUCUGCCCGCUAACAGAAGACGACUCCUGAAGUCACGGAGCAUUCUUGUUAAUGGACUUCAAAAACUCAACAUCCCGGUGCUUAAAUGUUGUGCUGGGCUUUUUGUGUGGGCUGAUUUCAGAAAGUUCUUAAAGACUCAGACAUUCAAAGCAGAAAUGGACCUGUGGUGGAAGCUGAUCCAUGAAAAGGUUUACAUCAGUCCAGGACAGGCUUUUUACUGCUGUGAACCAGGGUGGUUUAGACUGGUGUUUUCAGAUACCAUCAACAAGAUCCAGUUGGGCAAGUAAACUGAGCAUUUUAGUGAUGUGGGAAUGUGAAUAAUAAUAAUUUAAAAACGUUAUUCA
This is a messenger RNA of Polyodon spathula (Mississippi paddlefish), 1382 nucleotides long. Its product is annotated as 1-aminocyclopropane-1-carboxylate synthase-like protein 1. The transcript has 13 exons. Gene Ontology annotation, molecular function: transaminase activity; pyridoxal phosphate binding. Lineage: Eukaryota; Metazoa; Chordata; Actinopteri; Acipenseriformes; Polyodontidae. Bases 81 to 1325 code for a protein of 414 amino acids. Gene Ontology annotation, biological process: amino acid metabolic process; biosynthetic process. The record is from RefSeq and is a predicted model, not a curated record.